This is a messenger RNA of Corylus avellana, 1845 nucleotides long. It is a transcript of the gene ROPGAP3, whose product is annotated as Rho GTPase activating protein with PAK-box/P21-Rho-binding domain-containing protein. Gene Ontology annotation, biological process: signal transduction. The record is from RefSeq and is a predicted model, not a curated record. Gene Ontology annotation, molecular function: GTPase activator activity. NCBI's taxonomy places the organism in Eukaryota, Viridiplantae, Streptophyta, Magnoliopsida, Fagales, Betulaceae.
UUCCCACAUUUUUUAACGCUGCAGGUCGUGCUUCUCUGUCCUCCACACCGCCACCUUCUGUUAUCGCUUUAAACUGCAAGACUCUCACCCGUUAUCUAUUUCUUCGGUUAAAAGUUGAGCAAUGACUCGCCUAUUUCGAUCCAAAUCUUGCGGACUCGUGGGACUCACUGAGUUCAACUCGGACCCUGUGAGUCCAUUUUACAACAACGAGGACGAGCAAGACGAGGACGGUGAAGAGGAAGAGGAAGAGGAAGAGGAAGAUGAACAACUUGAAGACGAGGAUUACGGUGAUGAUGUUUUGGUCGAACCCAUCUCGACCACCCCGUUCAUAACUCCGGGGUCGAGGACUGGUGAUGAGAGUAGUGAAGGUCGACAACAUUGUAAUGGCGCUCAGUUUCCAGUGCUGGAUAUUCUGGUCGCGGCGCUGAGGAAGUCGCUGCUGGUGACAUGUAGUGUGGAGAGGGAGGAUGUUUCAUCCGUGGACAUUAGCUGGCCGACCGAAGUGAGGCAUGUUUCGCAUGUGACUUUUGAUAGGUUCAAUGGCUUUCUGGGGUUGCCCACUGAGCUUGAGCCUGAGGUUCCCAAAAGGGUGCCUAGCGCCAGUGCAAGUGUUUUUGGAGUUUCUGCAAAGUCGAUGCAGUGUUCAUAUGAUGCCAGAGGGAAUAGUGUUCCGACAAUUCUUCUUAUGAUGCAAAAGAGACUGUAUUCAGAAGGAGGCCUAAGUGCCGAAGGAAUAUUCCGCAUAAAUGCUGAGAAUAGCCAAGAAGAAAAUGUUCGAGACCAGCUAAACAAAGGUGUAGUUCCACGUGGAAUUGAUGUUCAUUGCUUAGCAGGCUUGAUAAAGGCAUGGCUUAGGGAACUUCCAACAGGGGUGCUUGAUUCUGUCACACCAGAACAGGUGUUGCACUGUAAUACAGAGGAUGAUUGCGUUGAACUCAUAAAAUUACUACCUCCAACAGAAGCUGCCUUGCUUGACUGGGCCAUCAAUUUAAUGGCAGACGUUGUGCAGCAUGAACAGUUCAACAAGAUGAAUGCACGCAAUAUCGCCAUGGUUUUUGCACCCAACAUGACUCAGAUGGCAGAUCCUUUGACUGCAUUGAUUCAUGCAGUGCAAGUUAUGAACUUUCUUAAGACACUCAUUCUCAAGACCAUACGAGAAAGAGAGAAAUCAGUUGACCAGGAUAGGCGGCUCUCUUCAUAUUCAGAUCUUCGCAGCCACAAUGAUGACCCAGUUUCUUCAAAUUUGGUUAGGGAAGCAUCAAGUGAGCAACCUUCAAAUACUUGUCCCACCCAUGGACGUAACAACAGUAACUUCUUGAGGACUACCACUUUGAACAGGCUGGAAUCUGACACCAUGGAGAAACUUUGGAGCUUUGAAAAGAAUAGUAAUGGGGAAGAGGCACUUGAAUACAUGUCCAGUGACAACUCACCUACUUAUGAAAUGGGAGAUUUAGAAAACAGAAGUAGAAGCGGAUAUGAUUCCGGCGACUGGCUAAAUUUGAGAAAAGGAGUGCGAAAGCUAUGCAGGCAUCCCGUGUUCCAAUUGAAUAAGCCAGCAAAGAAGAAUGGAAGUCUUGGAAUUGUAAAUACUAGAGGAGGAGGUGGAGAAGCUUGGGCUUAGAGUGGUUCCUGCCUUAAGAGGUAGUUUGCAUGUUGUUAAGCUCUCGUUUGUGUAACAUUGUAAUAGCAUAGAUGUCUGUGUCUGCUUUUGUAGUAAGAUCGCUGCAGGUACUAACUAAAGCUAUAGCCUAAUCGACAGUGAUUUCUGAGGGGAGCCUCCUCGCCUUGUAUGAUAUGUAAAGACUUUUUGUAUCUUUUAUAACAAUGUCAAAAGGUUUGAUGGAA